CCAGUAUGCCUGGAGCUACUGAGCAUGACUAUUGCCAGAGAAACACUUCAGGUGCUGGUGUGAAUCUAAAUCGGGAAAAUGGAUCAAAUACAAAUGAAGAUCUAAUACAUCAAAUACAAACAAGCAAAGGAGGUGCAAGAGGUUCGAAGGGAAAAACGAAAAAAAAGGAUCUUCCAAAAUGGAUUGAAGUUGACGCAGACUCAAGUGAAAAACCACCGGUAAUAUGGGAUGACGUCGAACCUGAACUAGGGGAAAUUCAAACCCCAAUAGAUUAUUUUAGAUAUUUUUUUGACACAGACAUUUUGGACAGUAUGGUAAAUCAGUCCAACCUUUACAGUGUCCAGAAAGACCCAAACAAGCCACUAAACAUGUCAAAGAAUGAACUAGAGCAGUUUUUGGGGAUUUGCGUUGGAAUGUCUAUUUACCGCUUACCACGAUCAAGAAUGUUUUGGGCUAAAAAUACGAAUGUGGAAAAAGUCAGCUCAGUAAUGUCACGAAACAGAUGGGAAGAAAUAAAAAGAAACAUUCAUUGUAACGACAACGCCAACAUUCUACCAGUUGGACAUCCAGACAGAGACAAAUUAUUCAAAGUAAGACCACUUAUCGAUCAUUUUCAAGCAAAGUUUCAAGCCUUACCAAAGCCACAGAUGCUAUGUGUGGAUGAACAGAUUGUGCCAUUCAAAGGAAAAUCGGGACUGAAACAAUACAACCCUAAGAAGCCUUAUAAGUGGGGUUAUAAACUGUUUAUACUUUGUGAUACCACAGGUUUGGUUCACAAUUUCGAAGUAUACACUGGACACAUUGAACCUGUGACAGGAGCUCCUGAUCUGGGUGCGAGUUCGAAUGUUGUUUUGAGAAUGACACAAGUUGUCCCAAAGCAUAAAGGAUAUUUAGUAUAUUUCGACAACUGGUUUGCCUCACUUCGGUUAUUUACUACUUUGGCACAAGAUGGAAUCGGAGCUUUAGGAACAAUCCAGAAGGAAAGGUUUCCUGGGCUAACUUUUCCCUCAGACAGUGAAAUGAAACAGAAUGGAAGAGGUUCUCUGGUGGAAGUUGAAGUAAAUUUCGAAGGUGUGGAUGUGCGAGCUUUGAAGUGGUUGGACAACCGAGGUGUAACAAUCGCCAGUACUUUUGAGAGUGCAAUGCCUGUCUCUCAAAUUACAAGAUUUGACAGAUCAUCAAAAAGAAAUGUAGACGUGCCUUGUCCUAGAAUGAUAAAGACAUACAACAAAUUCAUGGGAGGAGUGGAUCUUCUAAAUGGGCUGAUAGCGUACUACAGGAUAAAAAUAAGAUCAAAAAAGUACUACCUGAGACUUAUUUUUCAUUUUGUUGACAUGGCUAUUGUGAAUGGGUGGUUGAGGUACAGAAAUGAUUGUCACAGGAGAAACCUUCCAAAGAAGUAUAUUGUGGACCUGCUUGAGUUCAAAAGUGAAAUCUUCAGUGCUUUAUGCAGGGAAGGAAAGGAUAGUGAGAGAAAAAGAGGACGCCCUUCGUAUGACAGAGUGGAUGCUGAUUAUGAACAAAAGAAGCAUCGAGGCCCAGCAAAACCUAUUCCAUGCUUCAACGAGAGAAGAGAUGGCAUUGGUCACUGGCCAAUCGCCACUGGAGAUAGGCAGAGGUGCAAGAAACCUGGAUGUAAAGGACAGAGUACAAUUAAGUGUGGAAAAUGUCAAGUACAUCUUUGCCUAACUAAGGAAAGAAACUGCUUCACUUCAACUUUUCAUAUAUAAUAGAGUUUGUGGUCUUUGGUACAUGAAGGAAGCUGUUUUUACAAGUUAUCUUUAUAGUCAUAAGCUUUCUUGCAUUGUAUUUUUACAAAUAGUCACAAGUAAAACACA
Molecule: messenger RNA, 1838 nt
Organism: Macrosteles quadrilineatus (aster leafhopper)
Lineage: Eukaryota; Metazoa; Arthropoda; Insecta; Hemiptera; Cicadellidae
Product: piggyBac transposable element-derived protein 3-like
Exons: 2
Coding region: 6-1730 (574 amino acids)
Source: RefSeq, a predicted model, not a curated record